Messenger RNA from Camellia sinensis, 1224 nucleotides. The record is from RefSeq and is a predicted model, not a curated record. Lineage: Eukaryota; Viridiplantae; Streptophyta; Magnoliopsida; Ericales; Theaceae.
AUGGAUCAGAGCAAAGUUGGAGUGAAAUUUACUGAAUCAACGAAACACAAUCAAUUGAAAGAUAGGAGGUACGAAGCGGCGGUGUUUAUCAUACCUGAAUUUCGGUGGCGAUUGGAAGUGCAAAUGCUGUUGAAUCAGUGUGAUAUUAGCUACAGGGAAAGUUUGAUGUUGUUUGCUAAAGGUUUAGGACCAACAGCCCAAAUGAUUGCCAACCGAAAGUUACAAGGAUGCUUGGAAGAUGCUUCCAAUUUUCAAACUCCAGCUUCAAACUCUUUCGGACAAGUUGCUACAUGUCAAGCUCCUGCUGCAUUUGCCUCUGCUCAUAAUGGUCCUAGGACUCUGGAUACAUUAAUCCCAAAUACGUCUUGGGACUUAUUUGAUCCCCUUCCUGGGUGUUGUUCAGCCCUUAAAACAGCAACUACUGACAUAAUUGAUUUGACUGACGCUGAUGAUGGAGAAAAGGCUCAUACGAGUGAUAGGAUGAGUGUUCGUAGUGCUUUGGGGGGAAAAGUUGUGACCAACCGCGAACAUGAUGGGAAGAAGACUUUUAGUAUUAGUGACAGAGACAAGGUUCUUGAGAAACAAAUCAGUAACACCCAUCUGGGAUUGAGUUCUUCCACUUCUGGAGCUGAAGUUUUGAAUUCCUGCAAGUCUCUGGCUGCAACAGUGGACUCGAGCAAAACAGAUAGUCAAGUGCAGCCAUCGAAUUUAGCUUCAGAGAAUUCUUGCUCAAACAAGUUUGAAUUCAAGUUGAGAAACAGUAACAGUUCGACAUCAUCUUCAUGGAUCUGGCAUACCAGUGGGGUCUCAAGUUUGAGUCUGUCCAAUGGCUCCAUGGCAGCUGCAGUGGGACCAAAAGGUGAGAAGAGUAGCUCCUCCCUGCAGCAAGGGGGCCAUACUGUGGAAUCAAAUGGUGUCGUGCCAUUAGUCUCUCCGUUUGCUUUUGAUCUACCUUUCUUGAAAGCACGGCUUAACCAAAUAAAUCAUUUGGGGCAAGAUGGUUUCUUGCAACCCAGAUUCCAGCAAGUUUCUGUUAAUGAGGGACCAAUUCCAUCAUCAUCAUCCUUGGGCCAAGUAAGCAACAAGCGAAGGACUUUUGGACAUACCCACCAAGCAGAACUGACCAUUCAAUCUUCUCAGUUGGCUAUGGCUAUUAAUAAUCAACAAUAUUCAGUACCAUCGGACACUCCGGAUACUAAUUUGGCUUUACAGCUACAGCUUUAA